Neoarius graeffei (lesser salmon catfish) is the source of this 4536-nucleotide messenger RNA. Its product is annotated as stimulated by retinoic acid gene 6 protein-like. The record is from RefSeq and is a predicted model, not a curated record. Gene Ontology annotation, molecular function: retinol transmembrane transporter activity; signaling receptor activity. The coding region runs from base 85 to 1956 and encodes 623 amino acids. NCBI's taxonomy places the organism in Eukaryota, Metazoa, Chordata, Actinopteri, Siluriformes, Ariidae. Gene Ontology annotation, cellular component: plasma membrane. Gene Ontology annotation, biological process: vitamin A import into cell. The transcript is spliced from 20 exons.
GAGAGAGAGAGAGAGGGAGGGAGAGAGAAAGACGGAGAGAGAGAAGUUUAUUGGCCAUUCAGGGGGAAAAAAGACGGACUGAAGAUGCACGUUUUUGUGAACGACAGCACCGAGCACUGCGAUUGGCUAAGUGAAAAUGUUUCAUCAGACAUUGUCAAUGAAAUGGAUUUUACACAGUGUGUCACGAAUGAACAGCUCUUUGUUCCACUAAGUCUGCUGCCUUCUGUGUUUAUUAUACUCCUGCUGUCAUUUGUCGAGCGAAGAAGGAAGAUUUAUGACUGUGAGAGGAGCGCCCUGUGUCUGAGAGGCCGAUUUGGCUUCGUGUUACCUCUGGAUUUCACAGGGAAGAUGCAGAACCGAUGGUCUUACGCUUUUGCCUUUGGUGCCGUGACCCCCAUGGUGCUCGAGCUGAUAUUCAAGAGCACCAAAUAUAAUUAUGUGCUCCCUGAAUUAAAAGUUUUGGAGGUUCUGUUAACUGCGUUGAUGGUAAGCAUUGCCUGCAUGCCGUUAUUUGCCUGUCUCUCAACACCACACCGACUACUCGGAGGAGUCCUGGGGCUGCUGUAUUCACUCUUCUGGUUCAUCAGACAGCUGUGGUAUUUAAUCUUGUGCAGAUCAUUACUACUGAGAGGAAGUAAAAUUUUCGCUGUCUACAGGUUGUUAGGGUGGUUCCUUUACACGCCACAGUUACUGUGCUUGGCGUUCCUGGUGUGCCGCUUUGGUUUCAUCAUUGUCAAGGGUGUGAAGAAGCACCUGAGGAAUUACAGCCAGCAGGAGGAAGUGAAGAAGCAUGAAUACAAAUAUGUACAACAUUUACUGAGACGGUCUGCUGAAGCAUCUGUACAGAAGAGCUGGAUCCAGAGGAAAGUGUACGAGUGGGAUCCGUAUUUUAAAUUCCCAAACAGGAUCAUCGCCACCAUCGUGCUCUCCUUCUAUGGAGUGUAUGUGGUCAUAGCAACAGAGCAGGUCUCUUCUUGGUUCUUUAUCUCAGAUUUGGAAAGAUGUUCGAAUUUUGGCUUUUUGCAAGCAUUCUUUUUAAAACACCUGAACUACUUCAAAUACGCCUGGUAUAUCUCAGCAGCUUGUGCCACGUUGUCGUCUGCCGUUCACAUCAGCCAGGUGUUGGUGUAUUACAGGAAGCACAUAAAAUCACUGCGAGCUGGGGAAAAAAAAUACUUGCCGAAGACAUACAGACCGGAUGCUGUUGAUGGUGUGAUGGGGCUUUUGAAGUAUUCUGGCUAUCAGAUCGCCUUCUCUGUGUGGGGUUAUUUCAUCGUGCACAUUGUGAUGUUCAUGAUUGGCAUGGUGUUUGUAUACCUGGUUAUAUUACCGAUCCAGGAAGACGGAUUUCUCGCCUGGUUGAAGUGGGUGUCCCUGAGUCUGGCCAAUUUCUUCAUCUUGAUCAUUGUGAUGGUGUUGCAGCGCGUGCUGAGCCGUAUAUUUUUCCUGCAAGACAAAAUCUCACCGACAGAUGAAGACAAGCCAUUAGCACUCAACAACAGGAAGGCCUUCCAUAACUUUAACUACUUCUUUUUCUUCUGUAACGUGAUCUUGGGCUUGAUGAACUGCUUGUUGCGGUUAAUAAAAAGUGCCGCCGUGGGUCUGAUGUUGCUGUCACGCAUCGAGCGGACCAUAAUGCCAGAAGGCUUUGAGAAUCUGGACAACAGUUACUGUAUGUGGUUGGGAAUGAUCAUGGCAGACCAUCAUCAUACUAAUCCAGUACUGGUGUGUUUCUGCCACCUGCUGCUCAAAUACAAUUUAGAGAGAUUCCAAGAUGGCGAGUACUCACACUUAAACCAAGAGCCUCUAGCGAAGGACCGAGUUCGCACUCGCUGGCUUCUUGUCUACACCCUACUGAGGAAUCCUCAACUCAUCCUGAUGAGGAAGAAACACAAGCAAAAAAAUGACAAAGAGGGUGAAUUUGCCUUCGCCUGGGCCGUCUCACAUACAGCAUAAAAAACAACGCGGGCCUGUGAAAAUGCCGUUGCAGUAGUCAACCCUACUAGAGAUGAAGGCAUGUAUAAGUUUUUCCAGAUCAUUUUUUGACACAAGUCCUCUUAGUUUGGAAAUGUUUUUUAGGUGAUAAAAUGCCGAUUUAGUGAUUGCUUUCAUAUGACUGUCAAAGUUUAGCUAGCUGUCAAUGAAAACACCAAGAUUUUUAACCAUAUAUUUUGUUUUAAUCCCCUUUGUGUCAAGAAUAGUGGUAAUCCUGAGUCUUUCAUCUUUUUUCCCAAAUAGAAUUACUUCUGUUUUAUCUGUGUUCAGCUAAAGAAAAUUUUGUGACAUCCAGUUGUUGAUUUGGUUGAUACACUGGUAGAGACAUUCAAGGGGGGCAUAAUCAUUAGGUGAUAGAGCAAAGUAAAUUUGGGUGUCAUCUGCAUAGCAGUGAUACAAAAUUGAGUUGUUCUUAAUAAUUUGUCCAAGUGGGAGCAUAUAAAGGUUGAAUAGUAAUGGUCCAAGGAUCGACCCCUGGGGGACACCACAGGUCAAGGACAUUGAUGUUGAGGUACAAUUUCCCAUGGUAACAAAGAAGCUUCUAUCUUUUAAGGAUGAUUUUAACCAAUUGAUAACUUUACCAGUCAACCCAACCCAGUGUUCAAGUCGAUAUAGUAGUAUGUUGUGAUCAACAGUAUCAAAAGCUGCACUGAGGUCCAGUAACACCAGGACCGAUGUUUUGCCUGCAUCAGUAUUAAGACGUAUGUCAUUUAUAACUUUAAUCAGCGCUGUUUCAGUGCUGUGAUUGGCAUGAAAUCCUGAUUGAAAGUUAUCAAAGCAGCUGUUUGAUAUCAAUAAGGCAGUUAAUUGAUUGAAGACAAUUUUUUCAAGGAUUUUCCCGAUGAAUGGUAGAUUUGAUAUUGGCCUGUAGUUGUUCAAUACUGAAGCAUCCAGAUUAUUCUUUUUAAGUAGGGGCUUUACAACGGCUUUUUUCAGGGACACAGGAAAAAUGCUAGUCUCUAGGGAUGUAUUUAUGAUCUGAAGCACAUCUGUAAUUAUGAGGUGAAGAACAGACUUAAAAAGUUGGUGGGCAGAAUGUCCAAUUCAGAUGUUGAGGAACUGAGAUUUUGUACAGUUUUUUCAAGAGUCUUGUCAUCAAUCAAACAAAAUUCUGACACUGUGUUGAAAUUGUCUGUCUGUGUCACUGGUGAUUGCAGCUUUUCAGUUAUUUGCAACUGAGAUAUAUUAUGAGCAAUAUUCUGCCGUAUUUUAUAAAUUUUACCUUUGAAGAAGGAUGCAAACUCAUUGCAUUUAUUAACUGAGAGAAGUUCAGGUGCUAAUUGUGGUGGGGGAUUAGUUAGCUUCUCUACUGUUGAAAAUAGCACACGGGCAUUGUUCAUAUUCCUGUUGAUGAUGUUGGAGAAGAAAGACUGUCUUGCUUUACCAAUUUCAUAAUUAUAUUUACAAAGCAUCUCUUUAUGGAUUUGAUAAUGGAUGUGAAGUUUAGAUUUGCGCCAUUUUCUUUCAGUCUUCCUACAUUCUCUCUUUAGCAGUUUAACAGCUGGGUAUUGCUUCCAUGGUGCUUUCUGCUUGUCAUUGACUCUUUUGAUUUUGAAUGGAGCAAUAUCAUCCAUAAUUUGGGUCAUAUUUGAAUUAAAAAUUUCCAGUAAGUCGUCUACAGAGUCUGACAUUUUAGCUGAGAUCUGUGAGAGAGCUUGCUCAAAGAGAACAUGUGUUGUCGUUUAUGACUCUCCUACCCAUAGUCAUUGAGCUGUUCUGAAUGUGAGGAGACAUAGAAACAUCAGAGAAAACACAGAAAGCGGUAAUCGGUUUUAAGGCCGAGACCUUUGACAGCUAUCGACCAAAGUCAUAUAAAUAAAAAUUUAUGGUGAAAGUAAGAAAUACCGUUACCAACUUGCUCAACUAAGACUGAUUUGACUUCAUUGAUUGUGGGUUGACUCUCAUUAAAACAGGAUAGGUGUUAUAACUUAUGCAACAUACAUGUACAUUCAUUUUCACUGAUAAAAUGUAAAAGGCUAAUUAAAUCAUCAGAUGAACUGAGACAAUCACAUUCUGAAGCAAAUUAAAUAAUCUUAUACCGGUAACUUAAACACACAAUAUAAGUUACAUGUAUUAAUCUAAAUGCAGGUAAACAACAUGUUGAUUUUGUUGUUUCAUAUCCAAAUGAGAGUCGGAGCUUACCCAUCUGUGUUCUCGCUUCUUGAAGGCUGAUCUUGUGGCUGAUUGUUUUGAAACAAUCUGACUUUUAGUUGUUCAUUCAGUUCUCCAUUCAUUCGCUUCUUCUACGUAAGGGCGAGAUGGCAGCAAUUUCCAGCAGAGAAAUCAGACGGCUGCUCCACUCAUUCUCCAUUUUCUCCAUACUGAGUACUCCGCCAUUACUGCUUGGCUCAGGCAAUUACUAAAACCCAGGACAGGACGUCACCGGUUUUACCAACAACCGCGGGGAGGUCACUGCCCAAGCGAUAUGUCACAUCCCGUUCCAUCCCAGGUUUUACCAACAACCCUCGGCUCACACUCUGGGAGAACUGGCGCAACUGAACUUGCCUUCCUUUUUUUAAAAAAAAUAAAUAAAUAAAAUAC